Molecule: messenger RNA, 1585 nt
Organism: Glycine soja
Lineage: Eukaryota; Viridiplantae; Streptophyta; Magnoliopsida; Fabales; Fabaceae
Product: WAS/WASL-interacting protein family member 3-like
Exons: 1
Coding region: 489-974 (161 amino acids)
Source: RefSeq, a predicted model, not a curated record
GGUCCAAAGAUUCCAUUGUUCCAACCUCAUCACUCGCCUAAAUUAGGCCAACCGUUGAAGCCCGCGUAUACUUUCUCUCUCUCAAUUGCAUUCCCCCUUCCCAUUUCUGAGAAGGUGGGAGAGAAACCCCAGAGAAAUUCAAUCCACCCCUUUCUCUGGGUCUGAUCCCAUAUCUCUCUCCAGAUUUGCUCGCCCUUUUACUUCAAUUUCUCAAAACCGGCACGCAUUCUUUUGUCUUCUAAUUUCUGGUGGCUGAAUAUCAAAAACCCUAGAGAGCACUGUUUUGGGGCUACGUUUCUGUUUCGGACGGAGAACGAGAAAAGGCGAGGGUUUUGCGCCCGACCCAUUUCGACUGGAAGGCCCUAGAUUCAAAGGGAUCGUUUGAUUUCAUUGGAUAAUCCCCCGACACGAAAGGGGGUAGUUGCGGAGAAACCCCCUCUGAAAACUGGAAGCCCUAAUUGAGAGAUUCAAAUCGUUCUUCUAAAUCGAUGGAUUCAGCGUUUUCGCCCUUGAGUUUGGUUAUUUUCGGUAUUUCAAUUAGCUUUUACGCAUUUAUUGUCCAAUCGCAGACGCAAAAUGGGAACAAUGGCGCUGAAUUAGCACCACCGGCGUAUUGGGUGUCAAGUCCACCGCUGCCUCCGCCUCCUCCGCCACCUCCUCCGCCGUUGUCACUGUCUCCUCCGCCGCCACCCUCAAAAUCUAUGACACUCAGUUUCGUUCCCCCGCCGGGAGCGCCGCCGCCCUAUCCUAACAAUAUGCCCAACGUGAGAAGACCUCCUCACCGCCGCCGCCGCCACCGCAGACCGCCUCCGCCGCCGCCACCACCACCACCGCACAAGAUGAAUGCCGGUAAAAAGGUUGGACUUUUGUUUGUGGGCAUUGCGGCAAUCAUGCAAGUUGGCGUGGUUGGGUUCUUGGUAAUCAAGAGAAGACAACUUUUGAAGAGCGAUGACAGAUACGAGAGUUGUUCUUGAACGAGAUUUUCCACGGUUUUCUUAUCAAAUUCUUUUUUUAUUUUAAUUUAAUGGGUUGAAAUUCUUUGCUGAACGAGGUUUGGUUCGAGGAAGGGGAAUAUUGGUUGGAUUUUGCAGAAUCUGGUGGGAGGAACAUGAAAAAGGCAAGCAUGGAAAGACAUGGAGAAUUUGAGGAAUCAUUGGAACAUGAAUUGUGCAAUUGAUGCCAUCAUUUCGGCCCCUUUGGCGUUACUGUGUAUAUUGGUACUGCUAGUUCACGUUUCCUUCACGUUUCAAGUUGUGUUGCCCCUUUUUCCCUUAGUUCCAUUACAUUGGCUGGCUUAUAAUGGAAAAGAAAAAGUAGCCCUCAUGUACCUUUUUAUUUAUUAUUUUUUUUUUUAAUUUGAUUUUUCUCUAACAUGUUCCGUGUACAAUGAUGUUAGGAAUCCUUAAAGGAUUAACAAUGACACAAUCUUAUAUUCUUUGGCUUUUCACCUCGAAUUGAUGAUGUCAGGUUCAAUGUUCUUAUAUUCUUUUGUCUUUGUGUCUAGAGUUAUCUAGUAGUACAUUAGAACUGUUGACAUUUGUUAUUCUGUUGUUGCUUCAAUAGAAAUAUAGAAUCUUUUUUCUAA